AAGACGAGUGCCUGAAAAGUUUGAGAUCUAAGGACAUGAGGAGCAUUUUCAUAUGGGGCUGCCUCCUGGCUGCAGUUAUCGGACCAUGCAUGGCGGACAUGUACUUGCAUUUUCCACCGGGAUCUAAUAACCGUUUAAACGGUGCCGACGUAAAUGUCCAUAACCGAAAUAGAUUGUUUAAUUCGCAGAACAAUGACAAGUGUGGGUACAAUGUUGGAGACAACGCAGACACAGACCCAGGAGCAACAGCUAUACCAGAGUACAGACAACUACCAAUGGAGUUCUACAUGAGCGGAUGUGAUGAGGAAAAGCACAAAACUGAAAUAGAAAUCAUGUGGACGAAUCAACACGGGACCGGCCCAAAGACAGAUGACAUGGUGGAAACACAAGUUAUCUUACAGUACAUGUGUCAACCGUACCCCCAGGGCAAGAUGGCUUCUGAUAAUGUGGACAGGGAGUUUGAAUUCCAUACGAUUCGCAACGGCCAAUCAACUGCCAGUCAGUCUUUUGGAGACGGAGGGAGAGAGGACCAGUACGUUUCAAAAUCCUACGGAAUUCAUGAACCUUACAAUUACUAUCAGGCAUAUUACCGCAGGGAAAGAAAUAAAGGUUUAUUCACCGCUGACCAACACCUCGGAGAUGAUCGGUCGUUUUACACACGUCAAAACACUGGUGGAACUAUAUAUGGCUUUGAAAUCCCCGAGGAACGUGAUUAUUUUCCCUACUGGGGCCCCACCCCGUGGAAGGACAUUGCUAUCAUGGUCAGCGAUAAAAAGACCGAGGAUUUGAUGAAGAAAUACGUCAACAGUACUCAUUAUGGACAUAAAUACAUGUGUGUUAUGCCAAACAAUUUAGAAGGUAUCACCUGUCCACCACCCAACGGACAGGAUAAUCCCGCCUUCCAGUGCAUCGCUAAAUACAUCACCGCAGAGUCCUGUAAAGCCGCCGGAGGAACCUGGACAAAAUUCAUUACUAACUACUUGGAAAAAACUUCCGGAGUGUUGAGCACCUGCCAUGAUGUGGGAGAAAUGAAGCUGGCAAGAGGUAUACCGUACGACGCACACAAGAUCUCACAAGGAGCUGAUAACAAGUUACAGUAUGUUCUCCUUCAUAAACCCCCUGAUGUGAUCUACGCCCCAUCUACUGUGGUCAACCACAACGGAAUGAGCAUGGAGGGAAAUUUUUCGACGUACAAGUGGAAGGUUCCUUGCUUUCCGUCCAACACCACACAGCGUUGUGUGUUGCGGUUGAGAUACAACAUCACCACUGAUGACGUUCCACGCGAGUUUAAUGCCAGCAACAAUAAUGACAUUACGCCUAAUCCAGUAACGAAAGCCGUUGACAACACAACCGAUCUCCAACUCGCUUUGAACACGGCACAGGUCGGACGAACAUUCCAGGACAGAAGUCAUGUCUUCAUUUUAAAACCACGAAAUCAUCUGCCUCUGAAAUAUCAGCAUUCCAACAUCUACUACAUUGGAGGAAUGGGAAAGAGAGGAAACAUCGUACAGACUUACCCGGCCAUGGAAUAUCGCUUCACUCCUGAACGUACUACAGUUACGACAGAGGAUGUGUUGUGUUUUGUUUGGUCAGGUUCCAACAACAAUCCGUCACACUAUGCUGGACAAGGACAACAUAGUACUGAUCGCACCAACGUUUGUUGGGUAAAGGAAGGGUGCAGCUAUCUCAAACCAAAAACAUGCUCCAGCCUCCCUCUCGAAGUCGUCGACCAUGUUGAUGAAUUCGAUGCUCACAAGUUGAAUCUUCAUCUCAACACGGGAUGUUUCACGGGGCAAGUGCAACAUCACGGUCAGGCCACUCUUCAGAGUCAACUGGACAACGCCCCAGCCUCCUGCAACCCGCCAUGUUUCCGCAUCACGAAGCCUGGGGAGUACUGCUAUAUGAGCACGCGCAACAACAACUUCUCCAACCGACGUCACAUCGGCAAGAUCACUGUUACCGAGGCUGCCAAGUGAUCUGCAUGUCUGCAGUUGAAAUCAUUUGUUUCUUGAGGGUUCAUGUAGUUUUAGGUUUUAAGCUGUGGGAUUAUUGCUUUUGAACUAAUACAAGCCUAAGGAAUCUUGUUUGUAGCACUCUGCAUGUUUGGAGUUGAAAUCUUUCAUUGCUUGAGGGUAUAUGGAGUAAAUUAAAGCCCGGUUUUUAGUUAUGGGUUUUGUCAUUAGACUAAGGAAUCUUAUUUGUAGUACUCUGCAUGUUUGGAGCUGAAAUCAUUUCUUUCUUGAGGGUGUAUGUAGUAUAGGAUUUUAAGCUGUGGCAUUAUUGUUUUUAAACUAAUACAAGCCUAAGGAAUCUUGUUUGUAGCAAUCUGCAUGUUUGGAGUCGAAAUUGUUCAUUGCCGGGUGUAUGGAGUGAAACCCAGAUUUUAGCUGUGGGUAUUUGUCAUUAAAUUAAGGAAUCUUGUUUGUAGUACUUUGCAUGUCUGGAGAUGAUCGUUCAUUGCUUAUAAGGGUGUAUGUGGUGUAGGAGUUUUAACUGAAGGGUUGUUGGGGGUUGUUGCUAUAAAACUAAUAGAAGCCUAAGGAAUCUUCCAUUUAGUACUCUGCAUGUAUCGGGUUGAAAGAGGGUUUAUGUAGCAAAGCCGGGUUUUUAACUGUGGGGUUUUUGUCAUUAAACUAUAGAAGCCUAAGGAAUCUUUUAUUUAGUACUCUGCAUGUAUAGGAUUGAAAGAGGGUUUAUGUAGAAAAGCCGGGUCUUUAACAGUGGGGUUUUGUCAUUAAACUUAUAUGCAAGCUUAAGGAUUUUGUUUGUAGUACUCUGCAUGUCGGGAGUUGAAAUCGGUUAUUGUUUAUAAGGGUGUAUGUAGUAAAGCCGGGUUUUUAAUUGUGGGAUUUUUGUCAUUAAACUAUAAAAACCUAAGGAAUCUUCUAUUUAGUGCUCUGCAGGUGUGGGGUUGAAAGAGAAUUUAUGUAGUAAAGCCGGGUUUUUAACUGUGGGGUUUUUGUCAUUAAACUAUAGAAGCCUAAGGAAUCUUGUUUAUCAUGUAUGGGGUUGAAAGAGAGUUAAUGUAGUAAAGCCGCAUUUUUAACUGUGGGUUUUUGUCAUUAAACUUAUACAAGCCCAACGAAUCAUUUUUGUAGUACUCUGCGUAUAUGGAAUUGAAAUCGUUCAUUUCUUAAGGGUGUAUGUAGUACAGAAUGUUUAACUGUGGAUUGCUACAAUUAAGUGAAAACAAGCCUAAGGAAACUUGUACUGUUUAUGGAUUGGGGAAUAAAGAAAACUUGCGGGA
Orbicella faveolata is the source of this 3247-nucleotide messenger RNA. Its product is annotated as protein DD3-3-like. The record is from RefSeq and is a predicted model, not a curated record. Lineage: Eukaryota; Metazoa; Cnidaria; Anthozoa; Scleractinia; Merulinidae.